This is a messenger RNA of Cetraspora pellucida, 402 nucleotides long. NCBI's taxonomy places the organism in Eukaryota, Fungi, Glomeromycota, Glomeromycetes, Diversisporales, Gigasporaceae. The record is from the annotation of a GenBank genome assembly.
AUGGAAGCUUUAAUCGACUCUGGAGCAUUAGCAUGUUUCUUAGACCUAGCUUUAGCUCGAGAACUCAACUUACCUAUUUACGAAAAGGAGAUGCCAUUGUCAGUUGAGAUAGUUAACAGAACUAGCUCUGCUAAUAAAGAGCAAAUUUUCAUAGUUCAAGUUUUUCUUACUGGGGCAGUUGACCUCUACCAUACUAACAAAGGGUCAUCUUCAAUGGUUUCAGAAAAGUACCAAGAAUUUAGUGACAUUUUUAGUGAAAAAAAAGCCUAUAAAUUACCCAAAAACUAUCAAUAUAACUGUGCAAUCGACCUAUUACCUGAUAUGCAGCCUUCUUGGGGUCCCAUUUACGAAUUAUCUACACAAGAACUUGAAACCUUAGAGGAUAUAUUAAGGAAAAUUUAG